Lucilia sericata (common green bottle fly) is the source of this 1209-nucleotide messenger RNA. RefSeq lists its product as uncharacterized. The coding region runs from base 422 to 1006 and encodes 194 amino acids. The record is from RefSeq and is a predicted model, not a curated record. Lineage: Eukaryota; Metazoa; Arthropoda; Insecta; Diptera; Calliphoridae. The transcript has 4 exons.
AGAAAAAAGUCUACGAAUAAAACAUUAACAAUACUCAACAACUAGUGUUAACAACCUUUAAUCCACUGGAAGGAAUUAAAUGAAAAAAAAAGAAACAAAAUCAGAAGCCGGGAAAGAACUGUAAAGUGUGUCCUGAAAAAUGAGUGGCAAAAAAGAAAUAUAAGGAAUGAGAAAUGAGAGUGUGAAAUGAAAAGAACCGUUCGUGGAUAGCGCAUAAUAAAUUCAUUUUAUUGUCUUAUUUUAUUGCAAAAUUAAUUGUUAAGACCGUAGAAGGAAGUCAAACUAUAAAUUUUAAAUAAUUUAUUGCAAACGCACAAAACACACGAAAAACAAUUAAAAAUUUAUUCGAGUAACCAACCGUUACAUUCAUGUUCGUAGAUGCGAGUUAAAGAAUUUUUUUAUUAAUUAGUAUAAAUAGGAAAUGAAAAUGCAAUUAUUUUGGUUGAAUUUGUUUGUCUUAUUUGUUUUUAUAUUACCCGAACAAUUUAAUGCGGAUGCUCAACAGUUGUCUUCCGAGUAUGAAAAACACACAAAUGAAACUGAUAGCAAAAACUUGCCCACUUUGAAGAGAGGGAAACGUUAUUUAGAUUUUACCAAAGGGUCUCGUAUGUCGUGGCGGACCACAGUUAAAAACAACAUUCUAAAAGUGAACACAUUGUGGGGUUAUGGUUUUGGUUUUCGUGCCAAUUUUCCAUUUCCAGACAAGGCCGAUCGUAGGAGACCAUUUUUUAAAAGAGAUGUCUUUCAAUCAUUAACCGAUGUUCUAGAUGGUAAUGGUCUGGAUGGGCAGGCUUGUAUAUUAAAGUCAUUUUGUACCGCCCAUUUGGAUGGUGAGAGUGAAUUCAGUAGCGGCAUGCUGUUUAAACUUUUAAAAUAUAUAUUUACUUUAAAUGAUGAUGACAAGCGACAUUUUCCCUAUUUAAAACAUGAGAACUGCCAUCAAAUACUUCACAGUCAUUGUCCUCUAAGUUUUAAUAAUAUAUCACCAUUUACAGAUGAUGUAUAGUAGAAUUAGAUUAUGUUUUAAUUAAAGAAAUUAAAUUAAGAAAUAUUUUUAAACGAAUUUUAUUUAUUUUGGUUUGUAUUCCUUGUCGAUUUGAAUUCAAAUUUUGUUUUAAAAUUUUAAUGAAAACACGUGCAUGUCCUUCAAUUUGUAUUAUUAAUAAUCAAUAAUAGCAAUGUGUUGUAAUAACUUUGUAAAAUAAAAAC